Molecule: messenger RNA, 2804 nt
Organism: Wasmannia auropunctata (little fire ant)
Lineage: Eukaryota; Metazoa; Arthropoda; Insecta; Hymenoptera; Formicidae
Gene: Ttc19
Product: tetratricopeptide repeat protein 19 homolog, mitochondrial
Exons: 4
Coding region: 1203-2288 (361 amino acids)
Biological process (GO): mitochondrial respiratory chain complex III assembly
Cellular component (GO): mitochondrial inner membrane
Molecular function (GO): protein binding
Source: RefSeq, a predicted model, not a curated record
CGCGCGCGCGCGCGCACCUGUGCGCGAUCGUCCGCGUCGAUCACACGAAUUCGCAAACAGCGCGCCUUCUCUCGUUUGAUCUCUCUCGAAUUUAUAAUUGCGAAUAUUGAUUUUAUGUCUCUCGAUCCUCGCGUCGUCCUCGAGCCCUUCCGCGUGAAAUCUCUGGAUCGGGCCUCCGAAGUCCGAGGCCACCACCUGUUUAUAUCGUAUUCUUGCGCGCCUGAUGUGUUGCGAUUAUUUGCGUUCCGAUUAUCGUGACGUUAUAUGUAUCUAGUCGGAGUUUCGUAUCAACACGUAACAUAUGAUUAUAUUUACAUCUGAUUAUGCGCGCUCUAAUGCGUCUCGAAAUUAUAUGUAUGUAUACACCUGCACAUUGCACCUGUUCUCCGUUCAUCGAUCAUUCGAACGACCGCGUACAUCCAAUGCAUAAUAAAUUAACAAUAAAUCAAGAUACGAAAAUAGACGAAGUGGGGUCGAUUGAUCUAAUUUCUCAAUUAUCCAUUGAAAUUAUAAUUUAAUUUUAGAUUCUGACGGAAUCUGGGUCGCCUACGCGAAAAAAUAUAGCGCGAACGCUUAUCAGCGACCACCUGAUAACCUAUCGGGUUUUUGCGUCAAGUCUGUUCAUUUCACUCGCACUCUUCGUCCUCGCAAUAAAAAAUACACGUAAAAUCGAACACACUUAUAUCACAUAAUUAUAUAUGGACGAGUUUGACAAAAUUAAAAAUUCAUUCAUAAUUUAUCAAUAUUAAGUUUAUUAUUAAUGUGGAUAGAAUUAUCGAUCUUUUUGUUGUUUUAUAAAUAUAUGGAGAUUAAAGAUGACGAGCUAAAAACUUUAAACUAAUCUUAUCUUGUCUCUCAAAUUAAUCCCAGCUGAAUUAUAUUAUAAUUAAUUCCCUGAUCUAAUUUUUUUUCCAUAUAUGCUACUCAAAGUUACUCCAUAGAUUUCUCAAAGUUAACAAUUCUAUUCACAAUGGUUGCACAUUUGACAAUCUAAUUUGCGAUAAAAUUAAUUAGAAUCUACAAUGGAGCAGAUGGAAAGUUCCCAGCAGGAAUUUUAAAAUUAAGUUUAAAAUCUUCGAAGGAGAGAGCAGUACAGAACGAAGUGCAGCUUUAAAAGUGCAGAUUCUUCCCAGUUGCUAGACUUACUAGUGAUCAGCUGAUACUAUGUUUACGAUGUGUUGACACGAAGUCUGAUUGUCAAAAUGUAUCGCCUGAAUUCGGUGUCUCACAUAUCGAGAUGCGUCCUAUCAAAUAUUAAUUUCAUCCGCUCGGCAGCGAAUACUCGACGUAAUGUACACGUUUGUAAAUAUGCUUUUGUUAAAUCCCCACGACUUGCCGUGAGGAUGGAAAGAUAUCGUUUCAACGAUAGGCACAAGUCGCAGGAGAGAAGAUCCAGGAUACUCCUCGCCGUAUCCUUGCCCACUUUAAUUUACAAUUAUCUCUUUGAUAUCGAGGAUUCCGACGAGGAAGUCCCGGAAGUCAUUAUAACGAUCAAACGGUCUAUAUUGUUGUUACAGAAGGGAGAAUACGACAAGGCAGAGCAGAUGCUGCACGUAGCGUUGCGCCAAGCACAAACCAUACAGCAUUACGACGCUGUCACAUACAUCUAUGACGUAAUGGCGAAUCUUGCUUUCGAUACCGGGAAGUAUCGCAAAGCGGAGAACCUGUUCGUGUCAGUUUUGCAAAGGCUGAUGUCGAAUGGCGCCACGGAGGAUGACAUGCGAGUCAUCCAUAUAAGCCUGAAGAUGGCUAAAGUGUUUGAACAUCUAAAUGAGCCAAAAAAAGCCGAGCAAGGCUACAAAUUUUGUAUGGAUAAUUUAAAAUCGCACGUUGAAAAAGAUCCUGACAAUGAAGACGCUGUGAUGCUGCAGGGUAUGACCUUUGAUUGGUACGCACAAAUGUUACUCUCACAGUCUCGACAUACCGAAGCUUUGAACUAUUUUCUUCAGGCCUAUAAUAUAUGUAAAAAGAUAAAUGGCGAGGAGCACGAACAGACUGUGAUUCUGCUCAAUGAUUUGGGAACGAUUUAUUGUAUGCAAGGAGAAUAUGACGAAGCUAUUAAAUACUUGUCCGCUGCAGCAAGAAUAGGAGAAAACUUACCCGACAUGGUUGACUUGGGCUCGAUUCACGUGAAUUUAGGAAAUGUGUAUCUGAAAAAAGGUUUAUACGACGAAGCCAAAAAAUCUUGUCAACAAGGAAGAAAAAUAGCUAAAAGUAGAGACGACAGUGAUUCUUUGUUAGAAGCCGUUGAAUGCCUCAAGGAAGUAAAGAGAUUAAUGUCGUUGUGAAUCCUUGUGAUUAUCUCAGACAACUUCACUGUUAAAAAUAUGUAUAUUUAAACGGAAUGGCAUCUGUAAAUAUAUGUAGAAAAAUAUUUAAAGACUUUAAAUGAUCGUAGUAAAGGAGUGUAACAAAAAUACAAUUUUUUAAAUAAAAUAAGCUAUUUAUUAUUUUAUUUGAUAAUCAAUGGAUUUCAACUAAUUAUUGAUGUAAGAAGCGCACAUGUUUUGUUUUUGGAAUGUUAUGAUUUGAAUAUAUUGUAUAUGUCUUUUUGAUAUUAUCUUGUCCGUCUUCAAUUCUUACAUUAGAUUUCUUAUAUUGCGUCACAAUGAGCAUAUUAAAACUUUUUAUUUGUAAUUCCCAUUGUUAAGUUAGAAACUGUAAUAUAAAAUGUUAGAUAAUAUUUACAUAAUGAUACAAAUAAUAAUGAGAAUGUACAAUAUGUAAUACCCCAAAAUAUUUGUACAAUACAAAUUUUGUGUGCAAAUGUAUAAUUUUCUGACAGAAUAUUUUCGAAAGCUUUU